GAACACAAUCUCAUCCGUCUUCCUCUUCCCCAUCAGCCGCCCUACCGAGUCUUCGCACGCACGACGCUUCGUCAGGAUCGAUUCGCGAGACCUCUCCUGUCCGGAUCGAGGUUCAUGGUUUACAUAUGCGCGUUUGUUUACUGAUGCAUACCACGACCACCUGAUCCGGAUGUCAGGACAGAUCUCCUGCUUUAAUCGAGUCCAGUUCAUGUAUGAACUCUCCCUUUUCCUGGCACGUUGCUAGAUGUAAAAGGGUGUUCCGGGAUUUAAGAGAACCACCCACGCAUCCAUGUCUGACCAGCAAAGGCACUACGGCAGCUACGAGCUCCUCCCGGCUCACCCAGAUUUGCGGUGCCUGGUCUGCACGCGGCCGUUCACUCUUGACGCCGAGGUCACCGACAGCUUGGAAGCUUUAGCCAUAUGCAGGGAGUGCAAGACGACGGUGCUUAGUGACAGCAACAGGGACGACACUCCCCGAGCCAACCGACAGAGAAGAUGGCGAAGGCAGCAAAGCUCCAUCAGGGGGGUCUCGGUGUUCUCGCAGCUGAUCAACCUAGCUAGACAACAGGGUCAUGAGGCGGACACUGAUUCUCCGACGGUUCCCCGCCGCCACACAUCCUAUAGUUCUACGCCGAGCCGGUCCCAGAGGGGGCACACUUCCGACGACGAGAGCGAUGGUCUGAGCUACGCCGAUUCCGUGUUUGGUGAGAUCGAGUCGAACAUCAGUUUUGGUGAUGAGGGUGGGGAAUCUGACACUUCUCUUGAUCGCCACACCAUGGUUGGGAGGGAAAUUGGCAUACAGCUUGACAAUGAGAGCUACAUGAACACAGAUACAGAUAUUGAUCCUAUGAAUGCUGGAGUAUACCAGUGGGACUCAGACGAUCCUGAAGACGAUGAAGAUGAGGAGUCAGAGGAGUCUGGUUUGGAUGAAGGAGAUGACACCAUGCAGGAGCGCCGGCAGCAGUGGCAUGAUAUCGUCCCGAGUGGAUUGAAUGAGCAGGAAUCUGAAGGUGCUGCAUGGACUUGGAGAACAGUUGGAAGCCAAGACAUAAACAGGACUGAUCUGAGAGUCGACAUGGAAGGACGGGAAAUCAGGAGACUUUUUAUUGGGAACCCCGGAGAUUAUGUUGAUGCAAGACAGUUUGAAAUGCUUCUCGAGCAAUUCGCUGAUGAGGAUAACAAUUCCAGAAGAGGAGCUCCACCUGCAGCGGCAUCUUCCAUCGAAAAUCUUUCGUCUGUGGUCAUCUCCAAAGGCUAUGAGAUAAACGGUGGUGUAACCUGUCCAGUCUGCAAAGAUGACAUGCCUAUCACCACUGUAGCAAAACAGCUACCAUGCAUGCAUCUCUAUCAUUCAUCUUGCAUCUUGCCAUGGCUUAAUUCUAGGAACACAUGCCCAGUUUGUCGUUACGAGCUUCCUACAGAUGACUCGGAAUAUGAGAGGUCCAAGCAUGCCGCGGUCAAUGAAGGAGGUAUCCAUGGGGUGGAGCGUACCCAUCCGCAGGAAGUUGUUGAAGAAACUUAUGAACCUGAGGUUGAUGGAGGUUCCAAUACAGGCGGUGAUACAAUGAAUGAGACUAAUACACAUGAACAGCAUACUGCACAGCAGCCAAAUGGAGCACAUGGGCGUCAUAGAUGGCUGUUUAUUGCAGCAGCUCCAGUUGUAAGUCUUGUCAGUUUAGCUCUAGUUUUGUGCUUCACCAAUCCUGCUGGCAAUGUUAGGAGGCAAUUGUGCCGUAGGUCCCAGACUACCACUACGGCACAUGUAGACACAAGAAGAAGUUGGUGGUCUAUGUUCUAAGUAACCAGUGUUUACUUGCUGAUGCUGAAUUUCUGUGUGAUGGCGUGUGCUUGUUGCCACUUGCCAGUGUUGUGUCAAUUAUGUAUGAAAAGGUUCUAGAUAAAUUUGAAGUGCAAACUGUGUGUGCCAA
Zea mays is the source of this 1928-nucleotide messenger RNA. RefSeq lists its product as uncharacterized. The coding region runs from base 290 to 1798 and encodes 502 amino acids. NCBI's taxonomy places the organism in Eukaryota, Viridiplantae, Streptophyta, Magnoliopsida, Poales, Poaceae. Gene Ontology annotation, cellular component: cytoplasm. The record is from RefSeq and is marked provisional. The transcript is spliced from 2 exons. Gene Ontology annotation, molecular function: ubiquitin protein ligase activity. Gene Ontology annotation, biological process: protein ubiquitination.